UAUAACCAGCAGUACCGUUACCAACAAUAUCAAGAACUUCAUAAUCCAACUAAAAGCCAAAUGGGUAAGAAUUUUUUAAAAUUAUUUGCCGGAUUUAUAGUAGUAACUGGAUUUGCUUAUUGGCAAUGGUGGCCAAAACAUACAUUCCCAUCUCUGGUUGCUAAAAUCUUAAGGUUGGGGUUAUGGGCAGAAUCAGAUAAAGGAGAAAAUGAUUUUGAAUUGGCAUUGAAACAUUAUUUAGAAGCUUUAGAAGAAUGUAAAAAACUCGAAAUGGACGAUUUAACUGAUGAAUACACUGGAGUUCAAUUGAAAAUUGCAGAAAUGUAUGAAAGAUUGGGUAAGUUAGAUGAAGCUAAUUUCAUUUAUAAUGAAAUUUCAAUUUUAUACGUAUCAGUAUUAACUGCAUCGCCAGAAUCAAAGCAAGGAUUAAGAGUUAAAAAUUUAAAUCAUCGUUGUCAUUUGAUUCAAAAAGAUUUAAGAUUAUCAAUUAAACUAGUGGAAAAUGAACAGAAGAACCCUUCGCUUUCAAAAGCAAUUCUUCAAACCCAUUUAAUUAUUGCUCAAGAUCAAUUAGAUCGUUUGAUUGCAGUUCAAAAUAAACUAAACGAUGAUAAUUCAAACUCAAGUUUGAUCACUCCUCCAUUUAUCGAAGAGUUAUUGACGGCUCAAGAUUUAUUGCAAGCAAUUGCUGCUAGUCAAGGAGAUUUGAUUCUGGCAAUUAAUAUUAAUGGUAAAAUGUUGGAUACCAUGAAGAGUUUCAAGCAACCUCCUUUUAAAGCAAUAAGAACCUCCUGUAAUCUCGGCUCGCUACUUUAUUUAAACUCGGAAGAGUGGGAAGCUAAAGAAAUUCAGUUCCGUAAAAAAAUUAAUCUCGAAUUGGGUGAAGAUUUAAAUCAAUUAACUUAUAAAUUGAAUAAUAAUAACCUUUCCUUCACUUUCGAUGGUGAUAAAGACUCUCUCGAGAGAUUAAUGAAGUUGGUUAAAGAUAAAAACUCCUUGGCUGAAAAUUACCUCAACGCAAUCCAUGAAAGAUAUAAAUAUUUAUUACAAUCAAUCAAAUAUGUUUCCGAUAACGAAAUUCAUGAAUUAUCCACCGCAGUUGAAUUUGCAGCUCUAGCAACUUAUGGUUCCGGGGUAAUCCAUUUACAUCUAAGCGAUUAUGACUUAGCCGAAAGAUUCUUCAGAGAAGCUAGAGUAAGAGCUAGGAAUUGUAAAUACGAUGAUUUGAUGCCGGAAAUCGAAAGAGAACUAAAUAAAGUCUUUGAUGAACGUAAAAAAUUGAAAGACCCUUCGACUAAUGCCUCUCCAUCUCAAGAUAUCGAAUUAGAUAUUCAUUUA
Messenger RNA from Hyphopichia burtonii NRRL Y-1933, 1338 nucleotides. RefSeq lists its product as uncharacterized. Gene Ontology annotation, cellular component: i-AAA complex. Gene Ontology annotation, molecular function: misfolded protein binding. The transcript has 2 exons. The record is from RefSeq and is a predicted model, not a curated record. Lineage: Eukaryota; Fungi; Ascomycota; Pichiomycetes; Serinales; Debaryomycetaceae. Gene Ontology annotation, biological process: protein quality control for misfolded or incompletely synthesized proteins. The annotation marks the transcript as partial.